Messenger RNA from Triplophysa dalaica, 2747 nucleotides. It is a transcript of the gene klhl10a, whose product is annotated as kelch-like family member 10a. The record is from RefSeq and is a predicted model, not a curated record. Gene Ontology annotation, molecular function: protein binding. Lineage: Eukaryota; Metazoa; Chordata; Actinopteri; Cypriniformes; Nemacheilidae. The coding region runs from base 470 to 2065 and encodes 531 amino acids. The transcript has 9 exons.
GUAAAAUAGUGUCUGAGGAGAAUCUUUCGGCUGUCAGCUGAGCGCGCCCCCGCACUGACGCAGCAGCGCGCACCUAGCCACACCCCCUUUAGUCAGGUAACGUAAUGUUUCAAUAGACCAGCUCUAUAUUUAAAAAACAUUUAAAAGUUGUUGGAUGGCCUUAAUAUGAUUCGUUAAAAUUAAAUCACACUUGUACAUACUAUUUCAAGAAAGUACAUAACGAUUACGCGCUACUGGGCAUGUCCCUUCUUAAAGCACUUCCGCUGGCGCCAUUUUUAAAUGUCGCCUCAGGUCAAAAAAAAACAAAACAUCUGAGAAUGGCGAUGAGAGGAAGAACAACAACAAAAUGACUCGCGGAACUUGAGAGGUCUUGUUAAAACUACCAUAUAUUUAAGCGCAUUUUGAAGGAGAGCACACCGAUCUCACCAUCAGAGUCCAACACAUCCACUUUAAAGUCCACAAAACCAUCAUGUGUGCAUGCAGUCCGUUUUUUAGGAUCGUAUUCUCUGGCAGAUGGGACAGCAAUGCAGAAGAAUUCUAUGAUGUCUCGGAUGUUUCUCCGCACAUCAUGUCCUGCAUCGUUCAGUACGCUUGCACAGAAUCCGUUCACAUUUGCCAAGAAAAUGUGGCGGAGCUUCUGGUAGCGGCCGAUCGUUUUUUGAUAUUGAAGUUAGUAGAUGCCUGCUGUGACUAUCUGGAGUCACAAUUAUCCCCUGAGAACUGCAUCUGCAUCUUCACGUCUGUCAAAAGUUUCCACUCCUGCUCAAAGCUCUGCAGUAAAGCGAGGUUCUUCAUCUUGAAUCACUUCGAGGAGGUUCUGCGCAUCUCCGAAGAGUUCCUGGAGCUCUCUGCCGAUGAUUUCGUGGAAUUUAUCGGGCGUGAUGAGCUGAACGUCAAACAGGAGGAGAUGGUUUUCGAAGCCAUCCUCCGCUGGGUUGAUCGCGCACCUGAAGAGAGAAAAACUUACACCCCCGUACUUCUGACGAAGGUUCGAAUGGGUUUGAUGGCUUUAGACUACUUCACCAAAAAAGUCAAGAACAACCGGAUGCUGAUGGAGAACCAGUCCUGCGCAUCUGUAAUUUUCAAUGCCGCAAAGGUCUUGUUUGGCAACAGGACUCUUGGAGCCUCCGACCUAGUCCUCAUGAAAGAACUGACACGCCCACGUCUCCCCCCUGCCAUCUUAUUGGCCAUCGGAGGGUGGAGUAACACUGGUCCUACCAGUAGGAUUGAGUCAUAUAAUGUAAGGGCACACCGCUGGGUGGACGUGACUCAGGUGGACGAUGAAGCAAGAGCCUAUCACGGCACAGUGGCACUAGACGGCUUUGUCUAUUAUAUUGGUGGCUUUGAUAGUUUAAAUUAUUUCCGAAGCGUGAGGAAAUUCAAUCCCAUCACGCAAACUUGGCAUGAGGUGGCCCCCAUGCAUGAAGGACGAUGCUACGUCAGCGUUGCUCUUCUGGACGGACAGAUUUAUGCCAUUGGUGGACAUGAUGGAAUCAAUCGCCUAAACACAGCUGAACGAUAUGACCCACAGACAAACAAGUGGACUCGAAUAGCCACCAUGAACCAAUUCAGGAGUGACGCUAGCGCCACCACACUGCACGGCAAGGUGUAUAUCUGUGGUGGUUUCUCCGGAAACGAAUGUCUCUUCACGGCCGAGAGCUACGAUCCUCAGAUGAACCAAUGGACUGUCAUCGCGCCCAUGAUGAACCCCCGCAGCGGCGUCAGUGUCAUUGCUUAUGGUGAUCUAGUAUAUGCUGUUGGUGGAUUUAACGGCGAGAACCGUCUGCAGUCUGUUGAGGCCUAUAACCCUCGAACCGACCGCUGGCACGACGUGGAGCCAAUGAUCUAUCAACGCAGUAACUCUGGCAUCGAGGUGCUGGAUGAUCGCAUGUUUGUUGUCGGGGGAUUUAAUGGAUCGAACACCUGCAAUAACGUGGAGUGUUACGACCACAAGACAAGCCUAUGGAGUAAGAUGAGUGACAUGUCCAUACAUCGCAGUGGUCUGAGCCUCUGUGUAUUAUCAGGAUUUCCUGAAGUCGCAAAGUACUCCGCCAAUCAGGACUGAGAAACAAAAGCGCAUGAGUGGAUGUGAAUAAACGCAUGAAAAAAAAAUCAGUGCUUAAACAUUUCAUGUACAGGUAAGGAUGCUGUGGUGGAUAAAGAAUGUGGUUGUGGAGUCGAACCCUUCUGUUUAAAAUUUUUCUGUAUAACAUUUCAAAUGGUGCUAGAAACAAUGCACUUGCUGUGUUUCACCUUUCUGUGAUUUUCUUAUUUGCUCCUAUAAACCUGCUUUGGAACAAUGCUCAUUGUGAAUACCGCUAUAUAAAUAAUCUUGAAUUGAAACCGAGCCAAAGCAAUGCAUCAUGAUAAUGUUUACAGAGUAAACGUUCAUCUUUAAGAUAUUUCUUGAUGAGUGUGUUUUGGUUGUUCAGUUUUAUGACCGUGUGCAUUCUCUCAGCACGUCAUGUUUUAUUAUGUGUGUGAAGCUAUAUAUUAUGUUUCAUGAAUAAGAUGAUGAGUUAAGUGUGAGGAGUAAUCAUUGAAACUGUAUUUUUGACAUGAUCUUAUUUCCGUGCUGUUGAAUUUUAAUGAUUGAAGUCUAACAAGCUUUUUUGGGUACGUGCUUAAACUCCAGCGUUGGGUCAAAAAGGGAUGAACCCAGCCGUUGGGAUAUAAAUGAACAGAAGUGCUUCGUAGGGUCAAAUAUAAACCAUUUCCUGACAUGAUUUAACACAUGGGCUCAUUCC